Messenger RNA from Cladophialophora bantiana CBS 173.52, 768 nucleotides. RefSeq lists its product as uncharacterized. The record is from RefSeq and is a predicted model, not a curated record. Lineage: Eukaryota; Fungi; Ascomycota; Eurotiomycetes; Chaetothyriales; Herpotrichiellaceae. The transcript has a single exon. Bases 1 to 768 code for a protein of 255 amino acids.
AUGUUCAACGAGAACUUCUCCUUCGGAUCGUCCCCGCACCCGAACUCCCUGACAUUCAAUAUUGAAGAAUGUACCUCAACAGAGAUCUCUCCUUUCACAUCACGGUGCUCCUCGCCACACUCCUCACAAGCGCCUGCGGCCCGUCGAGAUUCUCGUUUUGACGCAUACAGAUCUACACCUCGGCAUCCCUCCAUUACUGCAUUGACAGCACAGCUACAGUCUCAAGCGUUAACCGACACAGAGAUGCGCUCGCCCUCACCACCGCCGAGUGACAUGGCUUCUCCUUCCGACACAACGACGCUUGACGAUGAAGGAUAUUGCGAAGGGCCAGAUACUCCCGCUACAACAGUAUCCGACUUAUCAUACGACUCCAAUGAAAUCGAUCCGACACUGUGGGAUCUUUCAAUGUUGGACACCAUGGUGGCUACAUCAUCACCCCGUCCCUCUCUAUCUCUCGAAGCACAAGCAUUAUCAUCAUACACAAUGCGUCGGCGUCAGCGACAAGCUUUGGUACGGCUACAAUGCUUAGCGACCCGGACACCCGACCUGGCCAUGCUCAUCGAAGAGUGCCAUCCUUCUUCACUACCACUCGAGACGGCGAUCCUGAAGGCAUACAAUUCUUCCAAGGGAAGGAGCGAUUCCUCAUGCAGCAUUUCUGGACUAGGACAGGGCGGGAAUGUGACGAGCUCGGGACGGAUAGAAAAGGAACGGAGUGGAUCAGUGGCUGCGGUCAGGAAGUCACCCAGGAUGAGGAAAAGGACCAGUUGA